This is a messenger RNA of Penicilliopsis zonata CBS 506.65, 2430 nucleotides long. RefSeq lists its product as hypothetical. The transcript has 3 exons. The record is from RefSeq and is a predicted model, not a curated record. Gene Ontology annotation, biological process: galactose metabolic process. Bases 1 to 2430 code for a protein of 809 amino acids. NCBI's taxonomy places the organism in Eukaryota, Fungi, Ascomycota, Eurotiomycetes, Eurotiales, Aspergillaceae. Gene Ontology annotation, molecular function: nucleic acid binding.
AUGGCUUCCACGAAAUCGGGCGGCGAGCAUCGCCUAUCUUUCGCAAAAAUUGCGGCCAUGCCUCCCCCCCCGAAGAUGCAGCCCUCUGUUACGCCUGAUCGCAAUAGCUCUGAUGCAGUCGACCAAGGAUUACCCCAUCUUGAAUUACAUGCUCCGAAAGCUGCGUUGUCUGCUCAAGAUGGAUUAGGAACUGCCCCGCAAGAAGACACAUCUUCCAUUGCUAGGGAAAUCAAUGGUCUUGAAAGAGCAGUCGAAUCUGUUCAACUAGAAGGAGCAAAAGAUCAAGAGGAAUCAGAAUCUUCUGUUGAGCCCCAAGCGAACGGCAUCCUCAAGCGCGAACAGUCGUUUGAUGAUGACCGUACUCAUCUUUCCAACUCAUCCACGAAACCCACAAGUUUUGAUUCUAAGAGCAUGGCCUCUGUGACCACCUUUGCAAUGGAUGAAAAGGAUUCUCUGCGACCUGAUGACAGCGCGAGCGUGCAGGCUGUGGAUGAGGAAGAGUCGCUUUCUGGCCCUGCUUCAGGGGCACCAAACUCUUUGAUUGGCUCCGAGUCAGGCGCACGACCGUACAGAGACCAAUUCCGGGAUGGUACCGUGCAGCGAGGUGUGCUUCUUCCUGGCAGUGGGCGAGGAUUCAAUGAUGGUCUCGCGCCGCAAAAUUUGAUUGUCCCCGCCGAUUCUAUUUCCAACAACUUCAUCGUUCAGAACCCUGAAUUCCCGGCCGGCCGAAGCCUCCAUGGAUUCCCGCUAGAACCGGAUGAGAAACUACUCGAAGCGAUGAAAUCCCCGAAAGACCGUCUCUUGAUUCUACAGCUCGAGGAGAAGAUCAGACAUUUCAUUCAAGAUUCAAACGAGCAAUCUUUGGAGCUACCUCCUUCCAAUGGAUUCGGAAGGCUCCUUGCGCACAAACUUGGAGACUACUAUCAUUUGACUCACUUCGUCGACAACAACGUUACCUCGGUCCGUCUUCACCGAACGCCAUUCUGCCGACUACCGACUCCACUAUCUGUUUUGCACGCCUCUACAAACACAACUCCCCCGCCCAUGGUACCUACGAUGAAGAUCAUGCGCCGGAAUGGCCAAAAUGGGGAACGUUCCUUCACCGACGGAAGCACCGCUGCAAGCUCAUCUGCUCCUUCGAAGGCUACUUCGGAAGAUGGGGAAAGCGGUAACGAUGGAGAGCCGACGGGUUCAUCGGCUGGUGCCACGCCUGCCAAAGAUCGAAUGACCCUCACCCGAGAAGAACGGGAGGCCAAAUAUCAGGAAGCUCGAGAGAGAAUCUUCCGUGACUUCCCAGAGUCGAAGCCUGGAGAAAUUACAAGUGGAGAGCAGAGCGCAAAUAUGUCUCGAUCCAGCUCAACGAGUGGACGCAAGAAAACAUACCGACAAAAGACUCCCCACGACGACAGCUUUGAGGCCCGAUCUCAGUUCAAUGCAUACUAUCCUGGCAUGCACUACGCCAACGGACCGAAUUCGUACAAUGUCGCUGUAAAUGACGGAUCAUAUCCCCAACAGCCUCCCUAUAUGGUCGGACCUGGUGUGUCAGCGCCUGGAAUGAGCUACGCUCAGAAUGGCCAGCAGAAUGUCAUGUAUCCUGGCCCCAUGAACAUGAACACCGUGCCUCAAUACCAGAUGGCGGCGUCUCCUCAAAUGUCACAAAAUGUCCCUUGGCAGGGCGGAAACCUCCCACAACAGUCACCUUAUACUGGGUAUGCUUCGAUGAACCAGUCACCGGUGAUGAUAGGCCAACAAUCCUCUACUAAGUCAUCUCCUGCGAUGAGCAACUACGCGCUUCCAAACCCUGUGCCCUAUCAAUCUCAGGGCCCCACCUGGCCCUCGCCCCCUUACCAGGGAAAUUUCCCCUCAUCUGCACAUCGAAACCAUCCACCGGUUCAUUGGCCUAACUACCCUUCUCACGCCGUGGCGCCCAGUACCGCAUCAUACUCUUAUGCGCAAUUCCCGGGGCAAACGAUGAAUCCUGGAAUGCCGAAUCAUGCCGGUUCCCACCAGGCCGCUAAUUUUGGACGUUCCCCUUUUAAUCCUCAGACACGGUCGUUUGUCCCGGGUGGUGUUCCUCCGACCCGCCAUCUAGGAAAGCAUAUGCAGCCUGGGGUCAUACCUUAUCACAAUGGUCAGUCUCAGUGGACAGGUUACCCAGAUCCCGGCAUGAAACCCAUGGAACCUAUGAUGGCCGCCGGCUACAAUGCAGGCCGCCCAGGCCCACCUGGAAACAGGGAUUCCAUUGCCAAAUGGGGAACUCCAUCUCAUCUACCCCCGAAACCACCGCCCUCUGAAGUUCCCUCCGAGUUUGAGAUGAAGCAUCGCAGUAGAGCCACUCCGAGCGUUCCCUAUGCAAACAACACCACGGCCGUGGCCAAGAAUGGACCGCUUGUUGUUUCAGGCGGGGUGAACUUACCAAAGCCAGCCUAG